Molecule: messenger RNA, 2698 nt
Organism: Tripterygium wilfordii
Lineage: Eukaryota; Viridiplantae; Streptophyta; Magnoliopsida; Celastrales; Celastraceae
Product: protein FAR1-RELATED SEQUENCE 5-like
Exons: 2
Coding region: 112-2232 (706 amino acids)
Biological process (GO): regulation of DNA-templated transcription
Molecular function (GO): zinc ion binding
Source: RefSeq, a predicted model, not a curated record
CUUGAAGGAAGGAAAAAACAAACAGCAAACGGUAUUUUGUGUCCUCUCAUCUCCUCUGGUCAGCGGCGGCUGUCGUCGUCCUUGCUCUAAAGCCAGGAUUGGAAAAAUACCAUGGAUGAAGAACCCUCAAGUGAAGCUAAAGACCUGAUAGACUCGUAUGAUGCAUUGGAAUAUGAAGGUGAUGAAUGCUGUGUGGUGGAAGAUGUUGAGGCUCCAAUAGUUUUGGAUGAAGCAAAUAAGGAUGAUCAUGUGAAUGGUGAGUCUUCUCCAUGUUUGGCAGGUGGGGUUGUAGAGCCAGUGCUAGGCAUGGAGUUUAAUUCAGAAGACGAUGCAAGGAAUUUCUACACAUCUUAUGCUAACCAAACAGGUUUUAAUAUACGUGUGAACUCAUAUUAUCGCUCAAAGAAAGAUAAUUCGAUCAUAUCUAGAGAAUUUUGUUGUUCUAAAGAAGGGUUUCGCAGAGAGAAGCAAGCAAGGAAGACAAAUUUGGGAGGGGAAACAAAGAGAAGGCGUGCCAGACCAAUCACAAGGGAAGGUUGCAAGGCACUGAUGACAGUGAGGAGACAAGACAAUGGGAAAUGGCAUGUAGCAAAGUUGGAGAUGAACCACAAUCAUGAGAUGGUGACUCCUGCAAUGCGGCAUUUUCUUCGAUCUCAUAAGCAUGAAAGUGAUUCAAAGAGUGUUUCUAGUAGCUCCUUCAAUUCUGGAAUGACGCUAAAUGCUCCUGCAAAUUUAUCAACUGAUGAUUGUAAUAGUUUUGGUAAAGUGGUUUUUGCCCAGCAGAAUGGGGUUAAUUACAUUGGGCGAGGACGGCUUAGCACUUUUGGGAUUGAUGCUCAAGGCCUUCUUAGUUUUUUCAAAACUACGCAAGCUAGCGAUCCAGCUUUUUAUUAUGCAAUACAGUUUGAUGAAGAGGAUCGGUUAAGUAGUGUUUUCUGGGUUGACACAAGAUCAAGGGUUGCCUACAAUUGCUUUUCUGAUGUUGUAGCCUUUGAUACUACUUAUCAAGUGAACCACUAUAAGAUGCCAUUUGCACCUUUUAUUGGAGUAAAUCAUCAUAGGCAUUCAGUAUUGUUUGGGUGUGCACUACUUGCAGAUGAAACUGAAUCCACGUUCAUUUGGCUUUUCACAACUUGGCUCGAGGCAAUGUCUGGACGACAACCAGGGUUGAUUAUAACAGAUUAUGAUUCUGCCAUAAGUAGGGCAGUGCAGAGGGUUUUUCCUCAGUCAAGCCAUCGUUAUUGCAAGUGGCACAUUGCGUAUAAGAUGUCAAAGGAAAUGGGACAAAUAUAUGGUUCACUGCCAAAGACAUUCCAGGUGGAGUUCGACAAAUGCAUUAAUAAGAGUGAAACAACUAGAGAAUUUGAAUCUUCCUGGCUGUUGCUUCUUGACAAAUACAACCUUAGAGGAAAUGAAUGGCUUCAGUCACUCUACAUUGACCGCAAGCUAUGGGUCCCAACAUAUGUAAGAGACAAAUUCUUUGCCUGUAUGUAUACUUCCCAGCGAAGUGGAAGUGUAAAUUCGCUCUUUGAUGGUUACGUGAAUGCAGGGACUACAUUAAAGGAUUUUGCGGACCAGUAUGAAAAGGCUUUGGAUGAUCGAUAUGAGAAAGAAGCAAAGGCUGAUUUUGAGACUUUCUACACUAAACCAGUUUUAAAGACACCACUUCCUAUGGAAAAGCAAGCAUCAGACAUUUACACCAGAAAUUUGUUCACUAUAAUUCAGGAUGAAAUUUUUGAAUCUCUUCUUUUUGCAGUGAAGUUAUGUGGAGAUGAUGGUGGAACGAAAACAUAUGAGGUUGCGAGAUUUGAUGAACACCGCAAAGUCUAUUUUGUAGCUUUGAGUAUAGAUGAACAAGUAGCUAGUUGCAGUUGUAAGAUGUUUGAGUUUGACGGGAUCCUCUGCAGACACGUAAUUGCAGUAUUCAAGUCGACAAAUGUCUUCAUGCUUCCACAACAUUAUAUUUUAAAGAGAUGGACAAGAAAUGCCAAGGAUGAAGCUCUGUUGGAUGUGCUGCCUUUUGUUGAGAUGAAGGGUACGUCUCAAAAGGGCAAGAACUCUCAGCACAAUAUUUUGUAUCAGGAAGCCAUAAAAUGUGCGGAGGAAGGGAUGUCAUCUGAUCACAGUUUCAAAGUAGCACUAAAAGCAUUGAGAGAGGCUAGGAUCAAAAUUGCAGGUGCAAAGAAAAAUUGCUUCAGUGCCUCUAAACUUGGAAGCAUUGACCAGGAAUGACUAUCAGGCUGACAAUGCAGACAGCACUUCAGUACUGGUUACACCCCCGGACCACCAAAAUUCAGAAACUAGAGAAUCUUGUACAGAAAUUGAUCUAGCAAUGCAUUAGAGCAGACAUCAGACAAGGUCAUAUUCUGCAGUAAUUGUAAAUGCCCUGGAGAUGAUAGUCAUGGUUCCGUAUCGUUGAAGGGUACAAGCCAAAACAAUUCAUUGGUGAGAUCAGUUCCUAACCAGUGUUGAUUGUAUCUUCAAUUUGAUCGAAUGUGCUAAAUAUUCAUGUAGUUAUUUCUGUUGUAGAGGAUGUUGAACGGCAAAAGUUUGCCUUCACAGUUAGUUCAUGCGGAUAGGAAGGAGACAACACUCCCCUGAAUUGCAGGUUUUGCUUUCUCCUUUGUUUCCCUCAGCUGACAUCUUUGGCCUCCAUUUAUCAGUUGCUUGGGUAAUUAGCCUUUGCCUUUUGUCCUCA